GAGUUAGGUGUCUCCUGGCGUUUAUUGACAUGGUUCCACGGCCGGUGAGCCCGGUGUAAACAGCGAGUUCAACAUACCCUUCACCCGCCCUGCCCCACCUCAUCCCACCCCACCCUACCCGGGCCGGUUUGAUCCUCCCCUCUCCGCGUCUGGGACAUUCACCUUGUUUAACAUGAAUAACAGUGGGAAGUCAUACGCUGCUCCUGAUCCGGCCAUGAUGUUCGAGGAUUCGGCCCUAGACAGUCUGGAGCCGUCUCUGACCGAGAGCAGCGAGAUCGAUAGUGCACUGCUCAGUGACAUUGAUGAUAUGUUGCAGUUGAUUAGCAAUCAGGAUGGAGAUUUCCCUGAAUUGUUUGACAACACCUUUUCUAGCAGCCCUCUCCAGGAUAGCAGUUCAUCCAUCACACCUAACCAGGGGUCUCUGAACUUGACUCUUGACAGCCUGUUGGGGAGUAGUGGCAAGAAUCAAAUUCCCGCAAAAACGUAUCAGGCCUCCAGGGUCCAACAGCUUCAGCGUCCGCAGCAAUCGCAGCUCCUUCAGGGCCCCUCUCCACAACGUGUCAAGCAAGAAAAUGCUCAGAUGCAACAGAGUCAACAUCAGCAGUCUCUCAUGAUGUCACAGAGUUUUACAACCUCAACACAACUACAGCCACAGUUUGUGCAGCAACAGUCACUGGGCUUUCAGAAUUCCAAUGGAUUUACAGCACCAACACAGGCGAUGGCUACUCAGCAACUGCAGAGUCUGGCAGUUCCACAGCAGAUGCAACCUAUGACCAUUCAGACCCAGGUCCAGAAUGUUUCUGCCCAGCACCUUUUAACAACUGCAACAUCGAGUUCUUCUCCAACUGUCGCUUCACAGUUCCAGCAAGUACCAGUACUUUUCCAACCCCAGUUGCUACUCACAGCACUGAAGCCUGAUGGAAGUACUGUAGUAACAUCAGUAAAGUCUCCUACUAUAUCAACUCUAGCAAGUAGCACUUCUCCAAUUCAAACUACAUCUCUGCAAAUGCCGGCUCUGGUCAGUGGAAACACCAUUUUGACAACCGUCCCUCUGAUGGUAGAUGCAGACAAACUUCCCAUUAAUCGCAUGCCAGCGAGUGGCAAACCAUGCAAUGCACCAAACAAGGGGGAAAAACGCACAGCUCAUAAUGCUAUUGAGAAACGUUACAGGUCAUCCAUCAAUGACAAGAUUGUGGAGCUGAAAGAUCUCAUUGUUGGCACUGAAAGCAAGUUGAACAAAUCAGCAAUAUUGAGGAAAGCUGUUGAUUAUAUCCGUUUUUUACAACAAGCCAAUCAGAAAUUGAAACAGGAGAACAUGGUGCUGAGAAUGGCCACACAGAAAAACCAAUCUCUGAAAGAUCUUGUGUCAUCUAAUGGAAUAAACGUGGAUACAACCACGAAUGGACUGAAGCAGGAUCCUGACCUUCUCACACCACCACCAUCUGAUGUUGGCUCCCCACCUCAAAACAGCCCAUUUUCCGUGAGCAGCAGUGAUUCUGAAGCAGACAGCCUGUUUUUUGAUGAUACUAAGGUGUCCGUCAAACAAGAACAGACACUACCAAGCAGCGUUGGUAUGUUGGAUCGAUCCAGGAUGGUGCUGUGUACCUUUGUGUUCCUUUGCCUUUCCUUUAACCCUCUUGCAUUCUUGCUGGGUGGGACGGACAUCAUUUCUGUGGAACGCCAAGAAUACCAUGGUGCAGGCAGAAACAUGUUGGGCCUUUCUGUAGAAGAUUCUUCCAUCUGGUUUUCUUGGAUCUGGCCAACGUUGAUCCUCUGGUUAAUUAACGGAAUAAUUGUCCUGCUCGUAUUUGCUAAAAUCUUUGUCUAUGGUGAACCCGUUACUAGGUUGCAUUCUGAAUCAUCUGUCCUUUUCUGGAGGCAUCGCAAGCAGGCUGAUCUGGACCUGGCAAGGGGAGAUUUUGCUCAAGCUUCCCAGAAUCUUUGGACCUGUCUGAAGGCACUGGGGCGUCCUCUGCCUACAUCCAACUUGGACUUUGCCUGCAGUCUAAUGUGGAAUGUCAUCCGGCAUAUUCUGCAACGGUUGUGGGUUGGGCGCUGGUUUGCAGCACGAGCUGGAGGCUUCAGGCAGAAAAAGGAGCUGCAAGAUGAUAUGAAGAAGAGCACCCGUGAUGCGGCACUGGUCUAUCACAAGCUACAACAGCUCCACAUGACUGGCAAACUUGGCGGAAGCCGCUUGUCUGCAAUUAACAUGGCUUUGAGUGCCGUAAACCUUGCUGAAUGUGCUGGAGAUGCUAUCUCUGUUGCUACUAUGGCAGAAAUCUAUGUGGCAGCAGCGAUCCGAAUCAAAACCAGCUUACACAAAAGACUCCACUUCAUGACACGCUUCUUCCUCAGCAGUGCCAGACAGAUUUGCCUCUCCCAAAGUGGUACUAUACCGCCUGCAAUGAAAUGGCUUUGCCACCCUCUAGGUCAUAGAUUCUUUGUUGAUGAAGAAUGGACUGUAAAGAACACUCCGAAAGAGAGCAUUUACAGUGUUACUGGAAACUCAGUCGAUCCGUUGGCUCAGGUGACUCAAGCUUUCCGUGAACAUCUGCUGGAGAAAGCAUUAUAUUGCAUUGCCAAACCGGAGAACAGGAAGCCAGUGACAGGAGAGGGCGGUGAAUUCUCAGAUGCUCUUGAAUACUUGCAACUGUUGAAUGGUUGCUCUGAUGCUGCUGCAGUUACCACACAGACUUGUGCUAUUGGCUCCAGUAUGACGACUGUCACAGGCACUGAUCCUGUAGCCAAGUGGUGGGCUUCCAUGAUUGUUGUUGCUAUUAACUGGCUGCAAGGUGAUGAUGAGGCAGCAGAACGACUUUACCCAGUAGUAGAAUACAUGCCGAAGACUCUGCAUUCAGUGGAGAAUCAGUUGCCAAAAGCAGCCCUGUUUACAUUCAGGGGUGUUCGUGCCAUGCUGGUUAAACAGGAGAGUAGCCAGAUGAGCCUCGUGCAUUGUGAGAAAGCCAGUGGAUACCUGAGGGACAGCCUCAACAUGGCAUCUCCCACAAGCAAAAGUAUUCACAAGGCAGUGCAGCUGUUGCUGUGUGAUCUCUUGCUCAUUACCAGAACCAGCAUGUGGCAGCAACAGAUCAACAUGAGUCAGCCUGUGAACUGCAUGCACCAGGCAUCCCCGUUGGAACUGAGAGGCUUUCAACAGGACCUUAGCAGUCUCAGGAAGCUGUCUCAAACAUUCAGACCAGCCCUUCGAAGAGUGUUUCUGCAUGAAGCAACAGCCAGGUUAAUGGCAGGAGCCAGUCCAACCCGUACCCAUCAGCUAUUGGACCGCAGUCUCAGGCGGCGGGUCACAACUCCCAUACCCAAAGCUGGUGAGUCUGACACACACCCAGGCCGGCGGGAACAUGCUGAAGCUCUUCUGUUAGCAUGUCGUUACCUGCCCCCAAGUUUCCUGUCUGCGCCAGACCAGCGUGUAGGCAUGCUCGCAGAGGCAGCCCGCACUUUGGAAAAGAUUGGUGACAAACGGACUCUCCACGAUUGCCAGCAGAUGAUCAUGAAACUGGGUAGUGGCACUACAGUCACCACAAGUUGAAAUGUUUGUUUCGUUUUCAUAUAAGAACGUACCCCACACCCCAGAAUCAUUGUGAUUGUACAUAGCAUACACGAACCCCUCCCCCCAAGAGAAGCAAUGCACUUCUUUUAUUAAAAUGAUGACUUGGUCAAAUAAAAAUCGUAUUUUCAUAGUUUAAAA
Molecule: messenger RNA, 3706 nt
Organism: Stegostoma tigrinum
Lineage: Eukaryota; Metazoa; Chordata; Chondrichthyes; Orectolobiformes; Stegostomatidae
Gene: srebf1
Product: sterol regulatory element binding transcription factor 1
Exons: 19
Coding region: 173-3547 (1124 amino acids)
Biological process (GO): regulation of transcription by RNA polymerase II
Cellular component (GO): nucleus
Molecular function (GO): RNA polymerase II cis-regulatory region sequence-specific DNA binding; protein dimerization activity; DNA-binding transcription factor activity, RNA polymerase II-specific
Source: RefSeq, a predicted model, not a curated record